Molecule: messenger RNA, 483 nt
Organism: Nomia melanderi (Alkali bee)
Lineage: Eukaryota; Metazoa; Arthropoda; Insecta; Hymenoptera; Halictidae
Source: RefSeq, a predicted model, not a curated record
AUGCCGAAGGGAUACCAGAGAGAUUGCAACUAUCCGAUGAUGCCGUUGAUCAAGGACCUGGCCAGCUUCUGGAUGGCGAAACGCGUGGAUUUCCCUUACCGUUGCGAGACCUGCGGCAAAGGCUAUCAACACCGCGCCACCUUGGUCCGACACACGAGACACGAGUGCGGCAAGGAGCCGCAGUUCAAGUAUUUGCCCUGGUCGGGUUAUCAUUAUUACACGAGAACGAAUAACCAGCACAAGCCGCCGUUGACUUCGGAUAGCUUGAAGAUACCGCAGAGGUCCAGCAGCUGCCUGGAUAGGAGACCUGGCUGCUUCAGGUGUCCGAGGUGCAACAAAGGUUACCGCUGGCUCAGGAACAUGAAGAACCACCUGAAGAUCGAGUGCGGUAAAGACCCUAAGGAGUGCUGUCCGUACUGUCCCCACAGGACGAAGUACAAGAGCAGCUUGCAGAAGCACAUCCUUCGGAUUCACUUUGGAUAA